AUGUCGGACACGGAAGGUGGCCAUACACUUGGACUCGACUCUAUCUUUCCGGAACCACCAGCCCCUCCGAUUCCCGAUCCCACCACUUCUACGUACGUGCGCGAGGAGACUCCAAUUAACGGCGAGGGACGGAGCCCUGUAGAUGACGAAGAUCGAUCUUCAUCUACGUGGUCUAGCAUCAACAUUCGCUUGGUUGGAUCUCAUCCCCUGUGGGGGCACCACUUGUGGAAUGCAUCUCGUGCCUUUGCGACCUAUCUAGACGAGCACGCGGAGCUCUACAAAUAUCGACACGUGCUUGAGCUGGGAGCGGGCGGCGGUCUCCCCGGAAUUGUUGCCUGCAAAAACGGCGCACGGACGGUCGUCCUGACCGACUACCCCGACGCCGAUCUGCUUGAAAAUCUGUCGUAUAAUGUCAAGACGAAUACAGUAUCAACUUCCGCUUCUAACUUUUGUGUCAAGGGUUAUAUCUGGGGUCAGCCAGUAGGUCCCCUUUUAGAUGCUCUCCCCUCUCCAGCGAAAUCCAUCGGAUUUGAUCUGGUGAUCAUGUCAGAUCUCAUUUUCAAUCAUUCGCAGCACGACGCCUUGCUAAGAGCCUGUGAUCACAGCCUUGCCAGGCCACAAUACUUGCAAGCCGCUGACUCUUCGGGCCUUACUAUGCCCCCUCCAUGUCUCUUAGUUUUCUACACCCACCAUCGCCCCCAUCUCGCACAUCGAGACAUGGAAUUCUUCAGCAAGGCGAGAGCAUACGGAUGGCACUGCGAAGAGAUUCUGACGAGAAAGUUUCCGCCAAUGUUCCCUGAGGAUCCCGGCGACGAAGAAGUUCGUGGUACGGUCCACGGCUGGAAAUUGACGCGAUGA
Molecule: messenger RNA, 858 nt
Organism: Fibroporia radiculosa
Lineage: Eukaryota; Fungi; Basidiomycota; Agaricomycetes; Polyporales; Fibroporiaceae
Exons: 7
Coding region: 1-858 (285 amino acids)
Biological process (GO): peptidyl-lysine dimethylation
Molecular function (GO): protein-lysine N-methyltransferase activity
Source: RefSeq, a predicted model, not a curated record